AUGAAUGGUAAGCUUGGUGGAGAAUGUGGCUUCAUCAACCAAUCGAAGUUGCUUGCCUUCAACUUUCUCUGGGUAUUCAUCAAAUACUCUCUAGUAAGGCUCCGUCGCUCAACAUCCCUACCCUCCGCCGCCGCCGCCGCCGAUAACCAACACUCCCAAAUCCCAAUUCCCAAACCUCCUUCGAAUCGAUCUCAGCUCACUAGAAAUUUCCAUCCUUGUUCCAUCUGUUCCAUAUCCCAUAACCAUCAAAUUGUCAUCCAAUACGAAAAUUUUCAAUCAAAUCCAUCGUUUGUCAAACGGACUUAUUUACAGAUUGAAUUUGAAUCAUCAAAUCAAAUGGCGUUAACAAACUUGAUAUUGACGGUGGCAGGAGUCAGUGCUGUGAUUUUAUUGAUGAGGAGCGAUGUAAAACAAUCUGCUUCUAUUUUCAAACGCAACGUUCGUCAAAUUCGCCACUGGCUCGAAGAAGAAUCCGCUUCUGCAGCUAAGGAAAUGGAGAAGGCAAAACCCAAGGAAUUACCUAAGAAAGAUACCCCCAAGAGUGAUUAGAGAUGAAUGAUAUCAAAUGAUGGUAUUGGUAUUAAGAAAGUAUGACCCACCUAAUAAAAUUAGAAUGAUUUUCUUGUAUUAAGAAAGUUUUUUAGCUAAAUUUGUGGAAGUGAAGCAUUUUAAUCCCAAUUUCAUUUCUUGAAGGUUGUUAUCAAUCAAUCAUAUUUAUAUUAUUUGCCUUCAUAAACAGCUUUACAUAUAUUUUUGCAUGUGUUUGUGGCUAUAUCUAUAAAAAGAAUGUCUUUUUGCU
Messenger RNA from Lactuca saligna, 799 nucleotides. The record is from the annotation of a GenBank genome assembly. NCBI's taxonomy places the organism in Eukaryota, Viridiplantae, Streptophyta, Magnoliopsida, Asterales, Asteraceae.